Leptopilina heterotoma is the source of this 2663-nucleotide messenger RNA. RefSeq lists its product as uncharacterized. Bases 106 to 2496 code for a protein of 796 amino acids. The transcript is spliced from 9 exons. The record is from RefSeq and is a predicted model, not a curated record. Lineage: Eukaryota; Metazoa; Arthropoda; Insecta; Hymenoptera; Figitidae.
UUCAUACUAUAUUAAGAUGAGAAAUGCUUCAAUAUAUAUCAGUCCCUGAAAACACCUCUCAGCAACAACACAUUCGUUACCAAUUCUAUUGACACGUGUUCAAUCAUGAUUGAACUUAUUUUUUUUACCUUAGUAAGUAUGGUAGCAGCUUCUCCAAUUACCAUUACCGAAUUUCAAGGAAGAUAUUAUUUACCAUUUUUCAACAAUUAUCAAAACAUCGAAAGAUCAGAUAGUUAUGCUGCAGCCACUGAAACUGAAGGAUAUAAUGAUGAUGUAACAGGAACAGACCCGCAUUAUUUUUCUGGGGAAAAUUCUGGAGGUCAGAUUGAAACCAGUGGUGGUGGCGGCUAUGAAGGACAACAUGAUUAUUCUUCCUACGCUGAUUACGGAAAUUACCACGGUUCUAAUGGUAAUCCUCAUGGCCUUGAAGACCACGGGAACAAUUACGUUCACAGUGUUCCUGUGUCCGAACAUGUAGAGGUCACUAAACCAAUUGCCAUUCCAGUUUAUAAAGAUAUUGGAAUACCAGUUCCUCAGCCAGUGAAGAUCAAUGUGCCUCAUCCAGUGGCAAUUGGCGUUAAUCAACCAUACCCAGUUGCAGUUCCUGUCGCGAGGCCAGUUCCUAUUCAAAUUAUAAAAACCAUAGCUGUUCCUGUUGAAAAGAAGGUUCCUUAUCCUGUAGAAAAACAUAUACCUGUUCCUGUUGAGAAACCUGUACCUAUAACAAUUGAAAGACACAUUCCUGUGCCACUUGUGAAACCUUAUCCAAUUAAAAUUCCUAUUUAUAAAACAAUCUAUCAUCAUGCUAAGGGCCACAGUCAUAACAAAGACAUUUCCGUGCCCAGAGGGAUUGACACAAAAGAAUUACUCAAUCUUCGAUUACGUCAAUAUAAAGUGCAUCUUCACACUUUGGACCCAAAACGGCAACUGCCCAAGUCACCCCUUGGAAAACCGCGCUUUCCUUCGGAGUCGCCAAAUUCCUCUCCCUCGCUGUCCCCGACUAGCCUAGAUCAUAUGGUUAUCAUAUGGUCCUUGAACCGCCUAAAACUCAGAUUAAUUAUUGGGUCCUUCGUUUCUGAAACAACCUUGGCCAAUUACAGAGCAGAUUCUCAGUUAUAUAAAUGGCAAACUGUAAUAACAAGAAAGGAUCAACGUUUAAAUAAAGCAAAGAGUUUUCUUUCAUCAGCCAACAGUAGAGUCGACAAUAUGGGGAUUUUAAAAAAUUCAAUCAUUCCUACAACACCAACAUUAUUUAGGGCUUUAAGAAAUAGUAAUAUUAAAGGACAUUUUAUUAAAAAAGAAAAUGAUUUAAAAAGAGGUGAGACAUCGUAUCAAAAACAUACCACAAGACCGUAUAACCCAACUGUUUUAACGUUGGGACCAUCAGGUGACAUCAAAAGUCAAGUAAAAGCUUCUGAUUUAAAACAUGAACCUAAUGGAUUAACGUAUAAUCCAACUAUUAUAACGCUAGGACCAAAAGGUAACAUCAAAAGUCAAAUAAAGGCUUCUGAGUUAAAAUCUGAACUAAAUGGAUUAAAUAAAGGCUACGACUCUGCUAUGAAAGUUAUGGAAUCAUCUGAUAGUAUGAAGAACUAUAUUCCUGUUUCAACAUUUAGAGGUUCUAGUGGACAUGAUUCGUCAAUAUCACAUGAUACCAUCAAUACCUUUUCGCCUUCAUACUAUAGCGGUACCAAUAAAUAUGGUUCUCCUCUUUUUAGUGCUACUGGUACCAAUGGAUAUAAAUCCUCUAAUUCAGAAACAGAUGUAAAUAAUCAUGGUUCGUCAAUUUCAUCAGUUGGUAAAUACAAUAGUUAUGGAAAUCUUAUUCCUUCGGGAAGUAGUGCCAGUAGCUACGGUUCUCUGAACCCAUCAAAACCAAUCACGAACAGCUAUAAUUCAUUGUUAAUUUCUUCAAAAAAUGGUGCUAACAGUUAUAGUUCUCCUAUUUCAUCAGGAAGUGAUACCGGCAAAUAUGGCUCAUCAUCAUACAGUCAUACCAGCAGUUAUGGAUCUCCGGACUCAUCUGAAAAGACGUUAGGUGGGAGUAAUACUUACAGUUCUUCUUCUUCUUCUUCUUUAUCAUCUUCUUUGUCAGACCCAUCAUAUAGUGGUGCCAAUAGUUAUGGUAUUCCUUUAGCACCUACUGGUGCACCUUCAAAUACUGUGACUGCUCCUAUCUAUAAGAACGUUGUUCAACAACCGGUAGAAGUUGAAAUGGAACAUCCAAUUGUGUUUGGUGAAUCUCAACAUUAUCCUAUUCAUGUACCAGUUUCUCAUCCGGUUCCAGUGCCCGUAAUAAGAACAAUAGCUGUUCCUGUGGAAAAGAAGGUUCCGUUUCCAGUUGAAAAAAUUGUUCCAUAUGCUGUUGAAAAACAUAUUCCAUACACAAUUGAAAAGAAUAUUCCGGUACCAGUAGAAAGACCAUAUCCAAUUCAUGUUCCUGUUUAUAGACAUAUUUAUCAUCGGUAUAAAGGACAUGGCCAUCGUAUGGGAUAAAGGAGUAUUAAAAACAUAUGCUUAAUUGAACUUUGUAUAAUUUUCUACCCAAUAAGAUAAUUUUAUUAUGAAAAUAUAAAGCGUUUCUACAACUUCAGAAAAAUAUUAUAGGGUUUAGUAAAAAUAAAACGUAAUUUUUUCCAUUGGCUCAAGAAACUAGUCAUUUU